Molecule: messenger RNA, 468 nt
Organism: Arctia plantaginis
Lineage: Eukaryota; Metazoa; Arthropoda; Insecta; Lepidoptera; Erebidae
Source: the annotation of a GenBank genome assembly
AUGAUAAGCACCUUUGGCCCAGGUUCACCCUCUUAUAAAAAGUCAGAAACUGCUAUGCAGAUAGUAUGUGGUAAGAGAGCAGAGUGCAUUGAGGUGCGUCGAGAUCGCAUUCUGAAAGAGAUUGAAAACCCCAACUUACGUCUUACACUGCAGAACAUUCCCCCUAGUCAAGAAUAUCUGUUUAGCCGAGAGGCCUUGCAACCGGUUAUAGCUUCUCUGGGAGGAUCUCAAAUGUGGCUAAAUACUCCGUCUUAUGUUAGAGAGAAGAAAUCAUAUAAUAUAGCACAAUCUCAGUACAGGAAACCUCACAAAACUCACAGUAGAGACUAUAAAACUCAUACCAAGAGUUAUAAGUUACAAAAUAAGGAUUAUAAGUCACAGAAUAAACAAAACUUUAAAUAUAAAAGUAGUCAGCCCUUUCGUAAAGGCUAUUCAAAUACCAACCAAGCCAAUAAAAAACCGAGUUGA